Closterium sp. Naga37s-1 is the source of this 2322-nucleotide messenger RNA. The record is from the annotation of a GenBank genome assembly. Lineage: Eukaryota; Viridiplantae; Streptophyta; Zygnematophyceae; Desmidiales; Closteriaceae.
AUGUGCCACGUGCGCUAUGCACGGGGUGGGCGUGGGAUGUGCCAUGGGUGCCGCACAGGAGUGGUGCACAGGGACGUGAAGCCGGCCAACCUGGUGGUGGACGAGGGCGAGCGCCACCUCUGCCUCAUCGACCUCGGCGCCUGUGUGGACCUGCGCUCCGGCCGCAACUAUGUGCCCAGUGAGACGGUGAUGGAUCCCAAGUACGCCGCCCCUGAGCGCUUUGUCAUGCCGCCCGCCACCACGCCGCACCUGCCGCCCGACCCGCUGGCGAGCCUGCUGUCGCCCUUCCUCUGGGUGGCCAACUCCCCCGACAGAUUUGAUGUCUUCUCCGCUGGCGUGGUGCUGAUGCAGCUGUCCCUCAAGUCACUGCGCCAUGAGGCCAACCUGGAGGGGUUCAACAACGAGUUGAAGCGCUGCGACUACGACCUGAGCAAGUGGCGGAAGAAGUUUCGUCCCUCCAACGCUGACAUGGCCCUGCUUGACGCCCAUGGCGGAGCAGCUUUUGACUUGGCACAGCAGCUGCUGCAGAAGCGACCCAACCACGACCAUGCCGUGUGGCCCAGCGUGUUUGGCAUGGGGCGGCCAUCAGCAGCCCGCGCCCUGCGCCACCGCUUCUUCUCCCUGCACCCCCCUCAACCCUUCCGCCUCCCCCGCUCCCCCCCCUCCGCCACGCCCUCGUCCGCCCCCGCCACCGCUGCCCCUGCUGCUGCUGCGCCCGCCACUGCCCCCUCUGCUGCUACCAGGCGCAGCAUGGCGGCCCCCCCUGCUGCCCCCGCUGCUGGCCUUGCUGCUGCUGGGCGCGCGGGCAAGGGGGAGAGGGCGGAAAGGGCGGAGAGGGGGGAGCAUGGGGAGAAGGGGGAGAAGUUGCAGGUUGGGGAGGAUGCGCGGGGGAGACACAAGGACGUGGGGCGGAAGAAAGGCCUGGCUGCUGUGGAGGUGGCGGCAGGAGGUGCCAAGGCAGGCGAGAGGAGUGAUGGCGUGAGAGGGCGAGGGGAGGCAGGCUGGGCAAGAGCGGAUGUGCGAGGAGGGAAGGAGGCAGCGGCACCGGGAGGAGGUGCGAAGGAGGGCAGUGAGGUGGGAAAGGGGUUGCUGGUGCAUGCACUCAAGUCUGUGGUGCCACCUCCCACCGCGCACCACCCCCAGCCCUCCCUGCACGCCCCCACUGCUGGCGGUGCCAAGGCAAGGCGGGCGGCAUCGGGUGACAAGGCGGGGCACGUGGCAGGCAGAGGGGACGCGGAGGGCGCAGAGGGGGAGAGCAGCAGGGGCAGGGGAGCAGGCGUGAGGGGGAGGGGGGAUCGCGGGAGGGCGGGGAGCAGACCAGUAGAUGUGGCGAGGGCGGUGAAGCGCGGGCACGUGGCCACGGCGUACGUGUUGGGGUCGCUCGUGGCGGGGCUCGCCCGCUCGCUGGACGACGACAAGAGCCGCGGCGGUGGUGGUGAGGGGGGGGGGGACGCAGGCAUGAGGCGUGGUGUGGGGGGCAGCGAGGCGGAGGCGGAUGAGGGUAAGGAGGCCACGGGAGGAGGUGGGAAGGAGGAGAGAGAUGGAGGCAAAGGGGAGGUAGAGGGCAGGAAGGACGGGAUGGAGAGGGAAGCUGGGCGUGUGGUGCGCGGUGGUCCUGAGAGGUCAGGGGUGCGGGCAGGAGGCGAUGGGGCGGGGGUGCAGAUGGGCAAGGGGAAGACGGUUGAGGCGGGGGGCAGGGGGCGUGAUGGGGGGAGUGAGGGGGGCGUGGGAGUGAGUGUGGCGGUGGGCAUGGCGGAGGUGGGGGUGGCAGCAGCGGGUGCGACGGCAACGGCUGUGAUGGCAAUCGCCUCCUCCGUGUGGCGCGGCAUGGCUACCCCCUCGCACGCCCCUCCCGCCCCCACUGCCCGCAGCAGCCCUGUGACAGCAGUGGUGGAGGCCAGUGCGGUGGGCAGUGGGAGGAGGGGGAAGGAGAGGAAGGAGCAGGAGAGGAUGUUGCAAGAGGCAGUGGAAGCAGCAGCGGAGGAGCGGGAACGGAUUCUGAGGGGGGUUGGGGAGAGAGAGGGCGGCAGGCAGCACGAGGGGUCGCCUGUGGAGUUGCAUGCAGUGGUAGGAGGUGGCGAGAUUGGGGCGUACGUGGGGGGGGUGGGAGUGGUGGCUCGGGAGGGGCGUAUGAGGAGGCAGGUGGAGCGGCAGGUGAUAGCAGAGGAGCUGCUGACGUCAGUGGGCGAGCUGGGGGUGCAGCUGGGGUCACUGGAGGAGUCGCUGCAGGCGGGCCGGCACAUGGCGGCAGAGCAGCAGCACCUGCUCACCCGGGUCAGUGCUGUCAGGGCCACCUUUCAAAGGGCCAAGGCUACAAAUUGA